ACCGACCAGCUGGUAGUUGAACAGGCAUCUUCAAAGACAAUGGUUGAUGCAUCACUCAAUAUCUUCUCUGGUGAUCAAGAUAAUGCACGUUGUUUCAGUGUUAACUUUCUUCAGUAAUUAAAUUCAACAAAAGAAGCUCUUAAUUUUAAGCUUCCAUGAAGUUCAGCUGCUGCCUGUUGAUUCUGGUUCUUAACCUCAGUGUUUUUGCUGAAGAAAAUGUUACUUCCAACCGGACAUUUACCAUGGGAUCAAGGUCCCUGCCUCUCAACAUAUCACUUCUCCCUAUCUUUCAAGUCUUGACAAAAUCUCCAGUUCCUCAGGAUAUCAUAGCAAAAGAAGGUACCUGUGUUAUCAUUGAAUGUAAUUUAAACAUUAGCCAGCAGGACACCAUAUUCUGGUACAACUCAAAGGGGCAUCUUCUGGAGCAAGGUGGAAGAGGUGGAAGAUUGGUGAUCUCUGAUAAUAUCCUCAAUAUCACAAGUGUAAUCUUUGGUGAUCGGGGACGAUAUACCUGCAGUGUCACAAAUGACAAUGGCACUUCUUAUUAUUCAGUCACCCUCAGAGUGGUCUCCACCUCUGGAGACAUGGGCAUUUAUUACAUGAUUGUCUGUCUAGUUGCUUUUACUAUCAUCCUAAUCUUAAAUAUUACACGUUUGUGCAUGAUGAGCAGCCAUCUUCGUAAAACAGAGAAAGCCAUCAAUGAGUUCUUCAGAACUGAAGGGGCUGAGAAGCUACAGAAGGCUUUUGAAAUAGCCAAACGCAUUCCUAUUAUUACCUCUGCCAAAACUUUAGAGCUGGCCAAAGUCACCCAGUUUAAAACCAUGGAAUUUGCUCGGUACAUUGAAGAACUUGCCAGAAGUAUCCCUCUGCCACCUCUAAUCCUUAACUGCAAGGCCUUUAUGGAAGAAAUAUUUGAAGCAGUGCAUGUUGAGGAUCCUGAUGAAGUUGGAGAUGGAGUGAAACAAACCCAAGCACUUGGUGUCCAAGAGGGACUCUAUCCCUUAAACCCAGAAAUAAAGCGCAGCAAUUCACCAGCAGGAGAUUCAGAUGAUGGUUCAGUGAAUGACCACGGCAAAGAAAUAGCUGUGGAGGUAUCUGUCCACCUUCAGUCAGAAGCACAAAGUAUUGAUACUGUUUCUCAGGAUAGUGUCCCCUCCCUGCCAUCAGAGGAUGGCCCGAGGGCUGAAUCCAAAUAGAAUAGCAAAACUACUUGUAUAACGUUCCUCCUGAUUUGGGAGAAUGUUCUGAAAGAGAAAAGGGAAAAUUCCACUGUAGUCGCAGAUGCAUGAUCCCUGUUUGUUUUUUGUUUUAAAUGUUGUUAGAUAACUUUAAAAUCAGCUUAGAUGAAGCUAUUUUAAAGUUCUUAUUAGAAAUAUUAUAACUAAUCUUAGAAGUAUUUUGCAGCAGGAAUCCUUUCUACCAAUUAUAAUAGAGUGGACAAACUUGUUGGCUGGUGUGGUACAGGUUAUUAUUUUUGUGAGAGAAAGAUUGCAGCAAAUAGGGCACUGAUGGCAUAAUAUCAUGAAAAAUAACUGGGGACUUUGUUACAUUUCCCCCCACUUUUUAGUGUGCUAAGAUUAAAACAGGCACAGUACACCUUUGCUUGCUCUUAAAAACUAAAAUGAAGGCUGGUGAGUUAUCUGUUCAUGAGAUACAGCAGAAUAAUACAUUGAUGUGAAUAGUUUUUGCCAUGUCUACUCAGAAACUUAGAUUCUUAUAUAUGCUCAGUUCUUUUAUUAAAAGAACUUUUAUUACAGUUCACAAGUGUACUGUACAAGAAAUUAUAAGGUUCAGGUCUUUGAAAAAA
Protobothrops mucrosquamatus (brown spotted pit viper) is the source of this 1807-nucleotide messenger RNA. RefSeq names its product microfibril associated protein 3 (gene MFAP3). The record is from RefSeq and is a predicted model, not a curated record. The transcript has 3 exons. NCBI's taxonomy places the organism in Eukaryota, Metazoa, Chordata, Lepidosauria, Squamata, Viperidae. The coding region runs from base 156 to 1196 and encodes 346 amino acids.